Messenger RNA from Tilletiopsis washingtonensis, 956 nucleotides. RefSeq names its product Calycin-like protein. The record is from RefSeq and is a predicted model, not a curated record. Lineage: Eukaryota; Fungi; Basidiomycota; Exobasidiomycetes; Entylomatales. The coding region runs from base 245 to 916 and encodes 223 amino acids. The transcript has 4 exons.
CGCUUGUGCGCCUCGCACAUUCCGCGGAUGCAGAGUUGCGCUUCGUCUUACGGAAGCAUGCUGCAGGCCGCGGCGUGGUGACGAGAGGGGCUGCGCGGCUGUGCGGGACGGAUGACAGCGAGGAGACGCCCCUAGCGCAGGACUCUUUCCUCGGCGGCCCGGACGAGCCCCUGGCGCUCGCUCCGUAUAGAGCUCGAGGAUUCGGAGACGUCUUGGCCCAAGUCCACCCCACCACCACCUCAAGAUGCACCUCGCCGCCCUCCUUACCGUUCUCGCCGCGCCCGUGCUCGUCGCCGCGGGUGCCGCCCAUCCCGUCGGCACGGUGCCGGCGACGUGGGACGGGCAGUGUGCCUAUCCUCGUCCGCAGCAGGGCUUCAAGGCCAGCCGCUACGUCGGCCCGCAGCCCGACGGCGACAGCCGGGCGGUGUGGUACCAGCUCGCGGCGCAGGACCAGCCCUUCUCUUCUGACUGCCGCUGCGUCAACGCCUCGUACGGCUCGUUCCGCAACGGCACUGUCACCGUAGAGAACCGCUGUGUACGUGGCGAGACGUCGAGCGGCAUCAAGGGUGUCGCCCCGCCUGCAGCGCCCGAGUUCGGCGCCGGCGCCUUCCGCGUCGACUUCGGCGCGCGCUCCACGAACACGGCCGAGGGCUGCCAAGGGCCCAACUACAUCGUCCAGAAGGCCUACUACAACAAGCCCGGCGAGAAGCUGUGCACCAAGGCCAAGGGGCGCAGGCAGUACGAGACCGUCAUCGUCUCGUCGGACAACUUCGACGGUUGGUUCGUGCUCAGCCGCACGCGCAACGUCGAGCAGCGCGUCGUUGAGGAGUACAUCAAGGAGGUCGCGGCGCUGGGCAACCCCCUUACCAAGCCCUACUCCAUCACGGACCAGUCCAACUGCCCGGCCGUGCCCUGAGACACGGGCCCGUCACGCAAUGGCACCCUUUGCGCAACGG